Phacochoerus africanus (Common warthog) is the source of this 8810-nucleotide messenger RNA. It is a transcript of the gene RIF1, whose product is annotated as replication timing regulatory factor 1. Lineage: Eukaryota; Metazoa; Chordata; Mammalia; Artiodactyla; Suidae. Gene Ontology annotation, biological process: telomere maintenance. The transcript has 35 exons. Gene Ontology annotation, cellular component: nucleus. The record is from RefSeq and is a predicted model, not a curated record. Bases 506 to 7882 code for a protein of 2458 amino acids.
AGGAGGGAGCUGGCCGCACGCGUGAGUAAACAGCCCGAGCCGGAAAAGUCGAGCUCUGGCCGCCUCAAGGUGCUACGGGGCGACGGCGGAGAAGACGCAGGCCUAUCUUUGUACGUGGGGGUGAAUAUUGGGAUCACAGUGCUGGGCGGCUGGAAACCUUCAGCCUGGCGCAUCCUCCGCCCCCUCGCGGCGAGACGCCUCGCUCCCCGGGUUUCUCCCGCCCCCCGCCGGUCUCCUCCCCCUGUUGAAAGCUGCCCGGGAAAGUGGUGGCGGGAGCGGGCCUGGGCUGGGGCGCGGCGUGGGCCUGGGUGCGUGUGGCGGGGCAGGAGGAGAUUAGGACUGUGGGUUUCUCCGCCUCCAGGAGCUCGCGGUGUGGACGCCGUGGGGCUCUGAGGCCGGGGGCGGGCGCGGAUCUGGGGCCGGAUCCCUGCCGGGCCGCGGAGGGGUUGUUUCCAUCGGUCACUGGCUCUUCCCCUCUUCCGGUCCGGGCCGCAGGGUGGCCGACAUGACCGCCCCGGGUCCGAGCCACCUGGCGCCGCUGUUGGAGACUCUGGAAGACCCUUCCGCCUCCCAAGGAGAGCAGACCGACGCUUACCUGACUCUGACCAGUCGUAUGACUGGAGAAGAGGGAAAAGAAAUCAUUAUAGAAAUUGAGAAAAAACUUCCUCGGCUCUUCAAAGUUUUAAAGAAUCACAUAACCAGUCAAAACUCAGAGCUCAGUAGUGCUGCUCUACAGGCCUUGGGGUUUUGCUUAUAUAAUCCCAAAAUUACAUCAGCAUUAUCAGAGACAAUUAUUCAAGAACUGCUUUCAAAACUGAAUGAUACUAUUAAGAGUUCAGAUAAAAAUGUUCGUACUAGGGCACUUUGGGUGAUAUCCAAGCAGACGUUUCCCCCUGAAGUUCUUGGCAAAGUAGUGUCCAGUAUAAUUGAUUCAUUAGAAAUAGUAUAUAAUAGAGGAGAGAUGCAUUCUGCUGUUGUUGAUUAUGAAGCAUUAAAUGUCAUCAUAAGGCUAAUUGAACAAGCCCCAAUUCAAAUGGGGGAAGAGUCAAUUAGGUGGGCAAAAGUGGUCAUACCUUUAGUGGUUCAUUCGGCUCAAAAGGUACAUUUACGGGGAGCUACUGCUCUAGAGAUGGGGAUGCCAUUGUUGCUUCAGAAACAGCAAGAAAUAGCAUCUAUCACAGAGCAGCUCAUGACUACUAAAUUACUUUCAGAACUCCAGAAGCUAUUUAUGAGUAAAAAUGAGACGUAUGUGUUAAAAUUAUGGCCUUUGUUUGUCAAGCUUCUUGGGAAGACCUUGCAUCGAAGUGGGAGUUUCAUAAAUUCUCUGUUACAGCUAGAAGAACUGGGAUUUCGUAGUGGAGCACCCAUGAUUAAAAAAAUAGCUUUUAUUGCUUGGAAGAGUUUAAUAGAUAAUUUUGCUCUAAAUCCAGAAAUACUAUGUAGUGCAAAAAGACUGAAGUUGUUAAUGCAACCUUUGAGUUCUAUCCAUGUGAGAACAGAAGCUCUAGCACUGACAAAACUAGAAGUCUGGUGGUAUCUAUUGAUGAGACUAGGACCUCACCUUCCUGCUAAUUUUGAACAGGUUUGUGUGCCUCUGAUUCAAAGCACAAUAAGCAUCGAUUCUAAUGCUUCACCUCAAGGCAGUUCAUCUCGUGUAGCUACUUCUCCAGGUUUAAAUCCUAUGACUCCUGUACACAAAGGUGCUUCUCCUGUAACUCCUCGGAUGAAUUUGAGUUCGAAUUUUGGUGGAAUGGCCACGAUCCCCUCUAUUCAACUUUUGGGACUUGAAAUGUUGCUUCAUUUUUUAUUAGGUCCAGAAGCCUUGAGUUUUGCUAAGCAAAACAAACUUAUACUGAGCUUAGAGCCACUUGAACAUCCAUUAAUCAGCAGCUCUUCUUUUUUUUCCAAACAUGCUAAUACACUUAUCACCGCUGUUCAUGAUAGUUUUGUUGCAGUUGGGAAAGAUGCUUCUGAUGCAGUUAUUGGUGCUAUUUGGAAAGAGCUAAUUAGCUUGGUGAAGUCAGUUGUUGAAUCAGGUAACAGAAAAGAGAGGCCAGGUUCUGAAGUUUUGACCCUCUUAUUGAAAUCUCUAGAAAGUAUAGUGAAGUCAGAAGUAUUUCCUGUAUCAAAAAUGCUGGUCCUCAUGGAAAUUACAAUUAAAGGACUUCCUCAGAAAGUAUUAGGUUCUCCAGCAUAUCAGGGAACUCCUGCUUUGUUCUUAAUUCAGUUAAUUUUCAAUAAUAAUCUGGAAUGUGGUGUAGAAGAUGAAAGGUUUUUUCUCGGCCUGGAAACUCUUGUAGGUUGUGUUCUUUCUGGUCCAACUUCACCACUAGCUUUCAGUGACUCUGUCUUAAAUGUUAUUAACCAAAAUGCAAAGCAGUUGGAAAACAAGGAGCAUCUUUGGAGAAUGUGGAGUAUUAUAGUCACCCCAUUAACCGAAUUGAUUAAUCAGACCAAUGAAGUGAAUCAAGGUGAUGCCUUAGAACAUAAUUUUAGUGCCAUCUAUGGUGCAUUGACCUUACCAAUAAACCAUAUUUUUUCAGCACAAAAAAUUCCAGUGGCCACCAUGAAGACCUUACUUAAAACUUGGUCAGAAUUAUAUAGAGCAUUUGCUCGCUGUGCAGCUUUGGUGGCAACUGCAGAAGAGAAUUUGUGCUGUGAGGAACUUUCUUCUAAGAUAAUGUCCAGUUUGGAAGAUGAAGGCCUUUCAAAUUUGUUAUUCUUGGAUAGGAUCAUUCAUAUUGUUACUGUUAUGGUUGAUUGCAUCGACUUUUCACCAUAUAAUAUUAAAUAUCAGCCCAAAAUCAAAUCGCCACAGAGACCUUCAGAUUGGUCCAAAAAGAAGAAGGAGCCCCUGGGAAAAUUGGCUUCUUUAUUUAAACUUAUUGUAAGAGUGAUCUACUCUUUCCACACUCUGAGCCUCAAGGAAGUACAUUGUGAUACUCUCCUCAUUAUCGGCAACUCAAUCAUCAGCAUUCUUUCCAAUGUACUUGGACAUAUUUCUUUGCCUUCUAUGAUCCGAAAAAUAUUUGCAACUUUAACAAAACCACUGGUGUUAUUUUAUGAAAACUCAAAGUUUGAUGAAGUUCCUAAAGUGUAUACUUGUAUGAACACCAAGUUAGAAAAGCUACUAGGAGAAAUUAUUGCUUGCCUACACAUCAGCUACACUGGAACUUAUGACAGUGAACUUCUUGAACAGAUCUCGCCAUUGCUAUGUAUAAUAUUUUCACACAAGAAUAAACAGAUUAGAAAACAAAGUGCUCAGUUCUGGAAUGCCACAUUUGCUAAAGUCGCAAUGUUAAUUUAUCCUGAGGAGUUAAAACCAGUACUAAGGCAAGCCAAACAGAAAUCUCUGCUUCUAUUGCCUGGAUUGGAAAAUGUUGAAAUUAUGGAAGAAUCCAGUGGACCAUAUUCAGAUACAACAGAAAAUUCACAAUUAAAUAUGAAGAUAAGUGGUAUGGAAAGAAAAUCAAGUGGAAAAAGAGAUUCUUUUUUGGCACAAACAAAGGAUGCAAAAGAAAGUAUGAAACCAGUAGCUAAAUCGAAACUAGAAUCUUCAACUCCAAAAUCAAAGAGUGAAGUGCUUUUGGAAGAAGAAACGUCUACUGACUUCGUGUUUAUACCUCCAGAAGGAAAAGAAACAAAGGAAAGAAUACUAACUGAACACCAGAAAGAAGUACUCAAAGCAAAGAGGUGUGAUAUUCCUGCCAUGUAUAAUAAUCUGGAUGUUUCACAAGAUACUUUAUUUUCUCAAUAUAGUCAGGAAGAAUCUAUGGAAAUUCCUACUCUAACUGAAAAAUCAAAGGAAGACUCCAAGAUGAUAUUUAAGGAGGAGCAAAAGGAGAGUGACACUGUCAUUCCUCAACUUGUUGUGGAAAACCGUGGCAUGGAUGAACAUCUUGAAAAGGCCACCUUUUCGAAUAAUGAGAAUGGUUCUGUUGAGGAAACUAGUUCAGAAAUACUGAGCAGUAAUGAUGAUGCCAGAGGAAAGACUUUAGUUAUACGGAAGAAAACAACAACUGAAUGUGAAUCUAGUACAAAAAAUACUUUUGUUGUCAGCAGUAACUCAGUUUCUAAUGUCACCAUUCCUGGAAAUCCCCCACAGCCCACAAGUCGAAGACAGUCCUUUAUUACUUUGGAGAAGUUUGAUGGUUCAGAAAAUAGACCUUUUAGUCCAUCCCCAUUAAAUAAUAUGUCAUCAACUGUUACAGUGAAAAAUAGCCAGGAAGGCACAACUAAGACAGAUAAUCCAUCAAAAGCAAAGAAAGUGGUUCUUUUACAAUCUGACUCUGAAAAAAUAGUGCAUGGGAUUAAGAGAUCAGGCCGAAAAUCAAGUAAGUCUGAACCAACAGGGAAUAAAAAAUCUAAGCCCUUAAUGAGAUCUGAUCAGGAGAAAAGUUCUCGGGAAUCCUUUGAUGGCAUGGUAGCCUUAGAAAAUAAUCCAUCUGGUUUGCUUAAUGAAACAGAAUGUGUGUUAGAUAAUCAGGUUCAUCUCUCUGAUUCUACAGUGGAGUAUGAGGAUACAACGCUUAAACCAACAGUAGAAAAUGCCAUAUUAUUAGAAAGCAGUACUGUAGAAGACAAAAGCUUAGAAAUUAAUUUGGAAUCCAAAGAAAAUACACCCCCAGCAAUAACAACAGCAGAUCAAACAGUAAAUGAGGAUAGUCAUGUUCCAGUAACUUCAAAUCAAAAAACGCUUAGACGAUCUUUAAGGAGACGUUCAGAAACAACAGAGCCAGCCACUGAUAGCCAAGAUAAAGAAAAUAAUCAUCAAAAAAGGGAGAGACGAAAGGAAGAAGAAAAGACUCUGCAGAAGAGUCCAUUGCAUGUGAAAGAUGAUGUUUUACCUAAGCAAAAACUGAUUUCUGAACAAACUGUACAGGAAAAUUUAAUUGAGAAAGGAAAUAAUUUACAUGAGAAGACUUUAGGGGAAACUAGUGCUAAUGUUGAAAUUGAUGAAAAUAGAAGAAAGCCAGACCUUGAGAAUACUAAAUCUGAGGGAGGUGGUACCCAGGACAUUACAGAUAAAUCCUCUGAGAAACCAGUAAGAGGACGAACACGGUAUCAAACAAGAAGAGCAUCACAGGGUUUACUUUCCAGUAUUGAGAAUUCAGAAUCUGACAGUUCAGAGGCAAAAGAAGAAGGCUCUAAAAAGAAAAGAUCUGGAAAAUGGAAAAACAAAAGCAGCGACAGUGUUGACAUUGAAGAUCAAGAAGAGAAAAUGGUAAGACAGGAAUCUAUAAAAGUGGAAAAUCAGACCCAUGAUUAUGAAAUGAAUUCCGAAGUAGACAAAGACAUAAAAUCUCAGAUCUGUGAAAAAGAUGACAUUGAUAUUAUAACUCUUCAAGAUUCUACAGUAUCUUCAGAUUUACUUCAAGUUUCUGAUGAUGUAUCAAAUGAGGGAAAAAGUAAAACUUACAGAUGUGCAGAGCAUUCCUUUUCAAAUCCUCCUGUACCAGAAUCAAAUCUAAGGACUAGAAAUGCCAAUAAGAGAUUACAAAAGCGAGAUUCUAUAGAAAAUAGUGUGGGGGAAUCCUCAAAAACAGGGACAUCAGAUAUUUCUUUGCUUUCUGAAAAAACUCUCCAAACACUUGAAUGUCAACAUAAGAGAAGUAGGAGGGUGCGGAGAUCUAAAGGUUGUGAUUGCUGUGGAGAAAAAUCACAACCUCAGGAAAAGUCAUUCAUUGGGUUAAAGAAUAUAGAAAAUUUUGAUGUGAGGGUCAGUGAAACAAAGGCAGAUGUGCAGACCCCUGUAACUAUAUCAGAACCUUCUAAAGCUGAUCUGCACUCUGAGGUAAAACUUUCAGAUGAGCAUCAUAGUGUGAAUUUUCAUUUGGAUCUCAAGGAGGAGAAUGAUACUAUUAAUGAUUCUUCAAUUAUUUCUGAAAGUGAGUUUAAAGAAAAUAUUCAAGACUCUUUUCCUUCUGAAAUGGUAAAUCUUAAUGAAGAAACUUGUGAUAGGACUACUGAGGAAGCAGUGUCUCUUGAAAGCCAGGAACCAUCUAAUAAAAGAUGUAAAACUGUUGGUCCAUGUUUAGAUGAUUCCAAAGAUACUUCACUGGAAUGUUUUACUUUGGAGACCAAAGAAGAAAAGCCAGCAGAGGCUACCCCAGAAAAGGAAUUGAGUGUAGAGAACAUUGUUAAUGCUGAAGAAAAUGAAUGUAAAGUAAAAGAAUUGAAUCAAGAAGUAGAUGAUGCUAUGGAAUUGGAUGUAGAAAGUGAUAAAUCUGAGGUUAGCUUCUUUGAACAAAAAAGUGAUAUUUCAAAGGAAGGGCUAAUAGAGGAUAUCAGUGAAGGAAAGGACACCUCUGAAGCACAUGUAGCUGAGGAAAUGAAUGCUGACGAAGCAAUAACUGAGGAAUUUAAUUCAGAUGUGGGUCAUUCUGAUAGUACCACAUCUGUGAAAGUGAGAACUCAGAUAGAGUUUUCUGAACAGAUAGCAGUUGGGAAACUAGACAGAGGAAGUGAUGAAUCUGACCCAGUCUCAUCUGAAGAAAUGAAUGCUGAAACGGAAAAUUGUGAAGAAACAGUGAUUGGUGAGGUGACUGCUGAAACUGACCACAUCAAUGAAACAGAGGAUGAGGACUUCACUUCCCAAGCCUCUAAGCCUGUAGAAGCCGAAACAAAGGGGUUGAAUGUGGAAAUGGACAGCUUUGUUCCUGACACACUAGAGAUGAGCACUGAAGAGGGGAAAGUUGACCCUAAUAAAACUGAAACAAAUGUUGAACUUAAUAAAUUUGACAAAACCGAAUUAAAUGACAGUCACAUGGUAGUGAGAAAUGAUGGAAUUUUACAGGAAGUUCACCAUACUUCAGAGAAAGUGGAGGAGACACCACAGUCUCUGACUUCUGAAACAGCUGUCUCUGAACUGAUAUCAGAAGAUAAUAAUACAUCUCCUCAGAAAUUAAAGGAUCUUGAUCCUUUACUCAUGUCAACAAAUGACAGUCCUAGUGGCAUGCAGACACGCUGUGUCUGGUCCCCUUUGGCUUCUCCAUCCACCAGCAUUUUAAAGAGAGGACUAAAAAGACCCCAAGAAGAUGAGAUCUCAUCACCUGUUCAUAAGGUUCGCCGUGUCUCCUUUGCAGAUCCAAUAUACCAAGCAGGAUUGGCAGAUGACAUUGAUAGGCGAUGCUCUAUUAUAAGGUGCCAUUCUUCAAAUAGUUCUUCCAUGGUAAAAAGUGCUAAAACUUCACCCACUGCACAUUCUAAGCAUAAUACCACUUCAGCCAAAGGAUUUCUGUCCCCAGGAUCACGUAGCCCUAAAUUUAAGAGCUCAAAGAAGUGUUUAAUUGCAGAAAUGGCUAAGGAAUCUGUGCCAUGCCCAACAGAAAGUGUUUACCCUGCUUUGGUGAACUGUGUAGCACCAGUUGACAUCAUUUUACCACAGAUUACGUCCAACAUGUGGGCAAGAGGACUGGGACAACUCAUUAGAGCCAAGAAUAUAAAAACAAUUGGUGAUUUGAGUACUCUUACAGCGUCUGAAAUAAAAACUCUCCCUAUCCGUUCUCCAAAAGUGUCUAAUGUAAAAAAGGCACUCAGAGUGUAUCAUGAGCAGCAGGUGAAGUCUCGUGGUUUAGAAGAGAUUCCAGUUUUUGAUAUUUCUGAAAAAACAAUAAAUGGAAUGGAAAAUAAAUCUGUUUCUCCUGAUGAAGAAAGACUUGCCUCAGAUUUAAUCGAUCCUGUUGCUUUAGAAACUCCAUUAUCUAAAAACCUUGUGGCACAGAUUAGUGCACUCGCUCUUCAGCUGGAUUCAGAAGAUCUCCAUAAUUAUUCAGGAAGUCAGUUAUUUGAAAUGCAUGAGAAACUUGGUAGCAUGGCAAACUGUAUAAUUAAAAAUCUUCAGUCACGUUGGAGGUCACCAGCCCAUGAAAAUUCUAUUUAGUAUUUUAAGAAAAAUAUUGAAGUUUUCUUAAAAAAAAAAAAAUUACUAGAUUUGUCCAUUCAUAAAGUAAGUUCUGAAAUAACAGCACAAUUUCAGACAAUGUUUGCAAAGUUAAUACCAUUUCAAACCCUAAACAAUGGCUUGUUAAGUAACUUCAGUUUUGUGAGGUCAUUUUUUCCCAUGUAAUGUAGUUUCUUGGCUGCUAGACAGAGUUUUUCCAAAAAUUUAAAUAUCUUACUAAAAUGUGAAAACAAAACUAGAAACAAAAGCAUACAUUUUAUUUCACUUACUCGUGUAUAUGCUAACAUUUCAUGUAAUAUACCUUGUUCUAAGUAAAAUUGGAAACUUUUAUUUGAACUUUUUGCCGAACUGAUAAGGUGUUUAUAGUUGAUUUCUUUUUCUUUUCUUUUUUUAAGAAUUUUUAUUUGUUGUACUUGAGGUUUAAGAAAUUUGUUCUUGGUAAAAUACCCCAAAUGAGAUCCAAAGGAAUUGGAACACUUUUCACAGAUGUCACCUUGAUUUGGACAACUUUAAAGAAAAAAUAUCAAAAUUUUCAAAUUUUUGAGUUAAAUAUUAAAGCAGAAUUUACUAAGAUUGCAUUCAUUUGUGUUAGAAAAGAUUUGUGCAGCAGUAUAUGCCUGUGAAAAUAUACUCUUAUGAGAUAUAUAAUAUUCUUUUAAAAAUGCAUGGCUAUUUGUACAUUAUGUAUAGAUUAAGUCUUUAAUUUAUAAAUUGCAGUCUUCAUUAAUUGCAUGAAAGUUUUCUGCAGCUUCUUGUGAAUACCUUUAUUAUUUUGUUUAAUAGAAACUUAAUUUUGUAUAUAUUGAAUACUGAGAUAUCAGUACAGACAGUAGAAGUGCUUUGUGGGCUUGCUGCAGAUGUUUGUAGGAUUCUGUAUCUACGAAUAAAACAGAUAGUUUUGUACUUA